UCUCGCCCGUAUCACCAUCCCCCACUCUGUGUAUGUCGAUGUUACCAACGCCGUUGCAAGCUUGAAAUCGCAGGAGCGAAGCAAACCACUGCAGGAACACGCCAACGUUAAAGACAAACAGAAUAUUAAACGCAGAAGAAAUUAAGGACAGGUUUAGAGUAUAUUGGGAAGAAUUACUAAUAUUUACAACUGGAUUAACUGCAUUGAUUGCAUUUCCAUUCCCUACAUUAGCUUUUCCAAGAAUGGCCAGCGGGCAUCCCACUGACAAAUUCAGUUUCUUGUACCAACCUGAAAGCUGUCAAAACUUGAAGAGCAAGGGUCGACUGUCUUCCACCAUGAACCCUGUUUACAGUCCCGUUCAGCCAGGGACCCCAUACGGCAACCCCAAGAACAUGGCCUUCACAGGCUAUCCUGGCGGUUAUCCCACCACAGCUCCUACCUACACACCUAACCUUUACCAGACCAGCAGCCCUGGGUACCCUCCAGUGCUGCUGAUGAAGCAGGGCUGGGCACAGACCUCUACAGCAGGGCCCACUGAGGGUUCCUAUGACCUGGCAGUGGACACGGGCUCAGAGAGCAGAUCUUACCAGGCCUCGUCUGCAGCAUUCAGAUACACCACGGGGACCCCGUACAAGGUGCCCCCCACCCAGACCAAUGGAGCCCCCCCACCCUAUUCUCCGUCCCCUAACCCCUACCAGACGGCCAUGUACCCAAUCAGAAGUGCCUAUCCCCAGCAGAACCUUUAUGCUCAGGGUGCUUACUACACACAGCCUGUGUAUGCCGCGCAGCCUCAUGUGAUCCACCACACCACGGUGGUCCAGCCCAACAGCAUCCCCUCCGCCAUCUACCCCGCCCCCGUCCCUGCCCCUCGCUCCAACGGCGUGGCCAUGGGCAUGGUGGCUGGAACCACCAUGGCCAUGUCAGCAGGGACUCUGUUGACCACACCUCAGCACACACAGCACAUUGGCACACAUCCAGUCACUGUGCCGACUUACAGGCCCCAAGGAACGCCUGGGUACAGCUAUGUGCCUCCUCACUGGUAAACCCACCUGCCAAUUCAUAUCUGGAGUCAAACAUUGUAUGCAACUUCUCAAGUCUUACAUUGGUGCUGGGUCGUCAACUUUGGGGCACCAAGCCUGUUUGCAAGAACAAAAAAAUACUGCAAGAGUCACUUUUGCAUUCUGUAGUGUUUCUGUAAAUGCUGCUUUUUUAUUUGAUUUGCCUCUGUUCGUUGGGUUGCUUUUGUUUUGACUCUCAGAUACUCCAUACUGACACUGACCUGCAGCAGCAGUAUGGAUCUCUUACAUUAACACUGGUGUAUUCACAAGGCCAGUCUCAGUGCUGGACAUCAUACAUCUUCUUAUGCUGCCAAAUUUUCUAACAAUUAGAUUUUAGUACAGGUUUUUUAUCAUCAUUAAGAUUAUUAUUGUUGUUAUUGUUUCCUUGUUGGCUCCCGGGAAAGGGCUUUGGAUUACAUUACAUAUUUUUCCUUUUUCUUUUUAUUUGCCUUCCAAUUUGGUUUAAAACGAUCAUCUUCUAAUACCGAUAAAAGGGUUGUCUUCCAGCUUGUAGCAGUUCGUUGAGUAGACAUGUUAUUAAUAUAUCCACUGUAUGAGAGUAUAAAUGUGGUAAUCCCUUCUCUAGGAAAACAGUAAUGCAGUAAUCUUAGUUAUACACUCUGUAGAGGAUAUUUAAGUCAGUGGACAUAAUUAGCUUGUGCAUCAAAAAUAUAGUAAGCAAUGUUAAAACUUAGAAUAUUCUGAAGUGUGAGCGUGUGUGUAUGUAUUCAUAUACAGUACAUACACACACACACACACGCAUGCACACAUAGACAACAUGGGGUUUCUUGUUUUGGAUGUUAACCAGAAUUUAGAUGUCCUUGCAAUGCACUUAGCUGGCAGAGCAGGCACUAAUGUGAGCCCAGUGUUAGCCAUGUGCCAACAGAGCCGAGGUGGAGGGGCGAUGAUGUCAUCAUUGGAGUUAUUCAGGAUCUAUCAUGUCAAGGAUUCAAAGGGACUGAGUGUAACUGGGGAAACAAAACGAUUAGAAGUUUAGAAAUGUGAGAUCCUCGACAUGCGUUUGAGAGUUUGAGUGGAAGGGAAUGACAGAGCAGCGAUGUGACCCAGGUCUGAGACCCUGUCUCACCAACAGCCUGCCCCUCCGAUACCAGUUCAGGUGCCAAAGACACGGGGGUACCGUCCAGACCCCUCCUCCCCUACGCUACCUACUCCCACGAUCUCUACUGAUCUCUGAUCAGUGCUCAGCACGUCACACCAAGUGCUUUUUACCUGAUCAGUGGUCUUUGAUCAGCAGGGAACAUGGGUUAAGCAUGCAGCCAAGAUUACCACACUAAUUUUAAAUGAAUGGAUUUUUUAAAAUGGAUGACAUUCAUAACAACAGGUGUGCACAGUACUACAGUUAAUAAUGACAGUAAUAAUGUGUGUUGUACAGACAAUUCCCAUGUGUAUAGUUAAAUAUACAGUGUGAAAGACAGAGCUGUCAUUUGCAAUAAGGAUUGAACUUAAUGUUUACUUGCAGGCCCUUUAUUGUUGUUUGUGAUGUGGUUGUAAUUGUGCUUGUUUUUUAACAGAAUAAAUAGUUACAGCUACUCCGUGGAGGGCCUGAUGGGGGCGGUAGUGAGCCAUAAUCCGCCUACGGGAGAGGGGCAGGGUGGAAGUGGUGAAGGGGUAAUUGAAAGUGCCAGGACCGGGGACACAAGGGGACAGACAGUUCCUUUUUUGAGUACAGCUGUCGAACAUAUCCAGUUUCAUUCUCCUGGGGGGGGGGGGAGAGGGUCUAUCGACAGGACUCCUGUGGCUGAGUAGUGGUGGUAGGUUAGGAUUUAUUUUUUGUAAGGAGCCAUUAUAGUAAUAUUUCUCUGCAUGGAGUUAGCAUUUACUCACCCGUGAGUACUGAGGGAGUGGUAGAGCCCGCCUCUCCUCAGUGACCGUCUUAUGCAUGGAUCCUUGCUCCGUUCUCUCUUCCUCUCUCAGACCAGAGAAACCGCUGUCUUUGCACAUUGGAGAGAGGAGAGAGGAGGGACCAGAGGAUGCCUUGGGAGUAAUGUAUGGGAAAGGAAAAACUAUGAGUAGAAAAAACUGAAGACUUCAUCUGGUGUGCAAAAAUACAGGAUUUCACCCAAGGGAGGGUUUGGUUCAGGCGUUUUCGUCCCUGGCUUGAAACCAAAAUGACUGAUUCUGGUGCAGGUCUACCUGGAGUCAGCCAUGAUGGAUAUUUGCACAGCCUUCCUAAUAUUAAUUACGUGUAUAUUUAGAGAUAAUGUGACCACAUAUCAGAAUUAUUUUGUUAAACAGGACAUUGAGGAGCAGUGCACAAAUGUGUAUAAAUAAUACUCUAUAAUUCACAGGUACUAAAACUAUGAAGAGAUUAGGAAAAGGAAUCCCAAAAUGGUACCCUUUGGUCUUGAGAUAAAAAAACAUAAAUCCAUAUGAACACCAUCUUUUAUUCUAUAAGAAUAUUUAACCACUAAUUGAAACCAUAAAUGGAAUUUUAUUUAGCACAAUAUUACAGUACUUAUAGCAUAUAAAACACAUGUUCCCAUGUAUGAUACAGUAGCACGUGUAAUCUGUGUGUGUUAUAGAAGCACCCAGCAGGAUCAUGUCUUCGCAAAGCAUGGCUGUAUAUGGAAGGGUGCAAUGGUUAUUGCUGCAUUGGUUGGUGUAUUUUUAAACUGUAACCAGACCAUCGUACUCCUUGUUUUUCAGUUAUUGUGAAAACAGUCAUUCUUGGGUAAAAGUUUGAUGUAGUGCCAUAAUGCAGUCUACAGCUUUUUCUGCAUGUUGCAAAAAUUAAAGUGAAAUGUUCCCUUUAGCUAACUACAGUAAAUCAUUCCAUUUAAGGUCCUCUGAUUCAAUUUAUGAAUGGUUUAAAAUUCAAAGCAGCAGUUAUGAAAAAUGAUUUGCAACAAUGAGUCAGACAUUCCAUUUUGAACAGAAUGUGACUGUAUCCCCCUGACACGUCACAACCAUGGACCAAAAAUCAGCAGUGUCUUCACUUGUUCGUUUCGUUCAUCGGAAUUAAAUUCAUGCCUUUGUGCAUACUGCGUUUGCAUCUCUGACAUUUAGAUCUCUUGAACAGCUGUACAGUAAGAUUGAUUCAGUGGUGGCAUGUGCAUUGUCAUGCUGAGGAGGUGGGGCUUAUUUUCAUGUCACUCUGUGUUUUAUGUUGCAUGUUUGUUUGCAUUCCUGGUUCCAGUCUCAUACACCCACAGGCAUUCUGUUUUCGUAUGUCCUUAAUUAUGGACUUUUUCAGCUGUAAGGGUGCAUUUUUUGUUCCUCUUUUGUUUUCUAAGGAUCUGAUGAGUAAUCUUAAUCAGAAAGAUGCCAAUCUAUUUUGUCAGUCAGAGAUGACCAAAAAAAAGGUUCUCUUCCCAGGAACUUUUACUCGGGUUAUGACUGUUUCCUAUUGGAAAAUUUAAAGGAGUGAAACAAAUUAUUCACAAUUUCUCCCUGAUGGAAUUAAACCACAAAAACAAACCUAUAUAUUCAUUUUAGACAAAUAUUUAUAUAAUUUCUAUAUAAUUGCUUAAAAAAUGCCAUGCAAUACUUGGAAUAAUACAUAUUAACUGUUGUGUUGGUUUAAUUAAGUUUGGAAUUUUGUCUAGAAUCGUGUUUAGUGAGGGUGCUUGAAGCUGGGAAUGGGAGGGGAAUUUUUUCAAGAAAUUACAAAAAAUUAAACUGUGUGACUGUUGCCUCUGGUAUUCUGAAUUGAAAUAAGGUUUAAAAACUUUAAAAUAAAACCUAGGUUUAAGAACUUCAGUUCUGAUAUGUAAUUUAAGCGCUUUUACCAUUAAGUGUUAUUUAAGUUUUAUUGAUGAUUGAUGUUUAUUAUUCUGAAACAGAGAAACUAUACGGUUGAACUGAAGUGGGGUGCUUCUGAGAACUUCAGGGAGCAUUUCAGAACACAAGUCUGUGGCGGGAUUCUUUUUAUAAGAGGAGAAAAUAUUUUUUAUUUUUGUCCUCUUGUGGGAGGAGCAAAGGAAAUAAUUCAUGCUUGGAUGUUAUUACAAGGCCGGUAUACUACAAUCUGUACACCUUUAUUAGUACAUUUCAAACUCUUGUGCCAAUCAUAUUUCUGUAAGCAUUCUGAAGGUGUAUUCAAGCCAAGGUUGGGACAUUUCUGCAGUUUCUAUCGUGUGAAUUUCUGUGCAACUGCAUCAGAAUAAAAUGGUGUUGCAUAAAUCUGGAUCAAAAGUUGUCCAUUGUGGGAAGAAUUGGCUCAGAAUCAAGCAGUGGCAGUACCAUCAAAUUGUUAAGUGCUAGUAGAAGCUGUCCGAUAUGGUGAUGAUGGAGGAAUCUUGAGCUGAAAUAAAAUCUCUUGGACUGCAUAAACUAAGUGGGAAUACAAACGUUUGAAGUCAAGUUAUAAAUGUGGUAUCAAGGCACUGUUUAAUAGCCAUAGGUUCUCCUUAGUGGAAGACAUAAGAACAAACUGAAAUGUUAUAAUGAUGGCAAAAAUAAGAUGUUUACAUUGUGUUUGUCCAUUGUCUCUGUACAGGUGCAGAGAUCAAUAUUAAUGCAUAUGGUUAUAGUUGCUUAUGUGUUCCAGUCUCCAUGAUUGAAAACUGUUUCACAAAAGUUAAACUACUACAUUAGGAACUCCUAACUCUUGUUUUUGUUUUCAUUAUUAAUUGCAGCUUGACAUUUCAUACAUUUAUACUGUUUUGAACACUAAUUGUGAAGCAAAAAGUGUAAAUUUUGUCUUCCAAAUACAUUUUCCAGAGCACGUUUAAUAACAGCAACUGGAGAUUCAGUGCUCAGCUAAAGCAAAACAUUCUGAUAAUGUUUCUGUAACAUCUGUAGUAAGGAUUUCGUCAUGUUACUGCAACAUUGUGAGGAUGUUGUCACAGCAUUAGCAGGCUGUCUUGUGAAGUGGAAAGACCCAUGUCAGGCUUGUGGAUAUGAAGUGUAAAUCUGUUUUAUUAUUUUUGUUUUUGUUUCUUUUUUUUCCUUUUUUUUUUUUAAAGAUCAGUUAGUGAUCUCUGUGACAGAAUUAAGCCGAGUUUGUAAUUGUAUAAUAUUUACUGUAAGAUGUAGAACAUUCAAUAACUAUUAAAAUCUUUCCCAAAAAAAAAA
Messenger RNA from Anguilla anguilla (European eel), 6095 nucleotides. RefSeq names its product protein FAM168A-like. The transcript has 9 exons. The coding region runs from base 243 to 1043 and encodes 266 amino acids. Gene Ontology annotation, biological process: positive regulation of base-excision repair. NCBI's taxonomy places the organism in Eukaryota, Metazoa, Chordata, Actinopteri, Anguilliformes, Anguillidae. The record is from RefSeq and is a predicted model, not a curated record.